GGAGAAGACACCUCUCUCCCUCUCCCUCUCCCGGCCAAGAAGAGGAGCAGAUCCCGGCGAGGCGCCGCCGCCGGAGAAGACGGCCGCAACAGCCGGCGACCGCAUCGGCGUCGCCGUCCCAUUCCCCGUCCGUCCACAAGAGAUUGGCAUCAGCAGCACAUCAUGCAGAGCCCCAACAAACGGUCUGCUGUCUCUCUCCCUUGCCCCCCUGCCUUUUCCGGACCCCAAGGCUGGGCUGACCUCCCGGACGGCUUGCUUCACUCCAUUGUUGCUCGGCUUGCAUCCUUCCGAGACAUUCUUGGCUUUGCUGCAACAUGCCCCUCCUGGCGCGCUGCCUUCUCCUCGUACCCAUCCAAAACUAUGCUCCGCACAAAAUUGCCACCUCUCCUCGUCCAGCCCCAUGCUCGUGUACAAGGUCCUCUUCUUCCUGCUACCAAUGGUUGCCAUCAGCUUUACACAUGUGUGGUUAUCGAUCCAGCCAACCCAAACACCUCCCUUCGCUGCCAGAUUCCUGUAGACACCAUAGAAAACAAGAUGGCAUUGAUUGGCUCCUCCUAUGGUAAUGUCAUCUACUUCUCCUACGGAUGUUGUUACAUCUUUGAUGUGUUCACCGGUGCCGAGGUUUCGACUCCAAGUCUCCCAUGCGGUGCCAAAUGCUGGUCAUCCAUGUUGAAGGGCACUCUAACAGCCCCCCUUGCAUCACCCAACUCACAUCUCCUUGUCAGUGCCAAGUCCUCCCUGUUUGUUUUGCCUGUUGGAAAUGACUCUUGGUCCGAACUCCAGGCUCCUUAUCAGCAUCCAACAGACCAUUUUGUGGAAUUCGAUGGUCAGUUCAUUGUCUUGGAUAGCGUUGGGAGAUCCUACGCUCUGCAGCUGGCCCCUCAGCUUGGUCUGCAGGAGAUAAAAACCAAGCCUGAGGAUGGAAGGCCGACGCGAGGAAGGCUGGUGGUUUGUGGUGACAUGCUUUUCAUGCUCGGCUUAACCAGGCUCCACCGCCUCGACAUGUCAACCGAGCCCGCGACGUGGAUAGCCGUGGAGAAGCUGGACAAUUGGGCACUCUUUGUGGCGGCGGGAGUGAUGAGCACGCUGCAUUCUUGCAUGAGCCCGGGACUAUGGGGAGGGAGGAGCAGCAUCAUGUACGAUGCUGGUGCAUAUCGACCUUGGGCUCUCUAUGGGUUGCAUGGCGUGCUGGAUCCCGUGCAGGAUGAACCGCCCAGGGAACCUGGCGUAGAGCACAUUCCACCGAAGAUGUCAUUUUGGCAGUUCUGGCUGUAUCCAAGCAUGUUCUACUCAUCAGAUGGCCAAUGAAUCAUCCGUGCCUGCCACUGCCAGCCAACUAAACUAAGUAGAGCUUGCCGCCGCACCAGCUUCAUCUGAAAUUUCCCUUGGAGAUGCAGACAGCAAGCAGAGAUUGAUCUUCCACUGAGUGUACUUGACCACUUGUGCUUUUUCCUGUGAUGGAAGUGGCAUCUUCCACCGAGUGUACUUGACCAUUUAUGCUUUUCUUGUGGUGGCGUUACUGAUGUGAGCUUACUAAAAUUACCAACUUGUGUUGUUGGUCUCAGUUUUUACCUGUGCUCUCUCUCCCUGUUUCAUCAAUCUUCCACCAAGGUUUGUGUACUUGGUCAUUUGUGCUAUUUCUGUCAUGUUGAGCGUCUCCCCUGUUUCGGUGAGCGAAAAGCAAGAGAAUGUUUGUGCUGCCCUGUCUUGCUCGUCAUUGUUUGCUAGCUUUAUAAAAUGAGUUUGUUGAUGUCCCCUUAA
This is a messenger RNA of Hordeum vulgare subsp. vulgare (domesticated barley), 1761 nucleotides long. RefSeq lists its product as uncharacterized. Lineage: Eukaryota; Viridiplantae; Streptophyta; Magnoliopsida; Poales; Poaceae. The transcript has 2 exons. Bases 163 to 1308 code for a protein of 381 amino acids. The record is from RefSeq and is a predicted model, not a curated record. Gene Ontology annotation, molecular function: protein binding.